Messenger RNA from Spirometra erinaceieuropaei, 685 nucleotides. The record is from the annotation of a GenBank genome assembly. NCBI's taxonomy places the organism in Eukaryota, Metazoa, Platyhelminthes, Cestoda, Diphyllobothriidea, Diphyllobothriidae.
AUGGAGAAAAUCAUCAAGAAAGCGUUGAUACAGUUCCUCGAGCAGAAUCAUCUCCUCUCCGAUGCCCAACACGGCUUUCGAAGUGGUAGGUCCUGUCUCACUAAUGUGCUCUUUUCACUCGAACGCUAGACCAAGGCAGUUCGGUGCACGCCAUCUACAUCGACUUCAAAAAAGCCUUCGACAGCGUUCCCCAUCAACAGCUCUUGCACAAACUGCGCAACGGAAGAAUUCAUGGACGCCUUUUUGCAUAGAUCAGGAGCUUUUGACUGAACUGUCCCAAAUAGUGCAGGUCGGACGCCAGCAGUCCUCAGAGGUCAACGUGGUGAGCGGCGUCCCACAGGGCUCGGUCUUGGGCCCCACAUUAUUCCUUGCUUUCCUAAAUGUCUGCGUCAAGGACCUAGACUGUGAUGCCAUCCUGUUUGUUGACGGCAUAAAAUCGUGGGAAGUUAUUCACAAUGCGACAGACGGAUACCACCUGCAAUUAAACUUGAACGGGCUCGAGGACUGGCCGAAGCACUGGCUUAUGGCCGUCAAUGUGAAUAUGUGCAACUUUCUUCAACUCGGCAGCUGCAGAGCCUCCAGCCCCAAGGCUUGCUUUCUUUAUGAUACUCAAUUGCAGCAAGUUGUCAGUCUGAAUGACUUGGGUGUGCGGAUUACAUCUUCACUCAAACCAAAACUGCACUGA